This is a messenger RNA of Pogoniulus pusillus (Red-fronted tinkerbird), 1052 nucleotides long. RefSeq names its product histone H1.8. Gene Ontology annotation, cellular component: nucleosome. The coding region runs from base 38 to 919 and encodes 293 amino acids. NCBI's taxonomy places the organism in Eukaryota, Metazoa, Chordata, Aves, Piciformes, Lybiidae. Gene Ontology annotation, biological process: nucleosome assembly. Gene Ontology annotation, molecular function: DNA binding. The transcript is spliced from 5 exons. The record is from RefSeq and is a predicted model, not a curated record.
GGGCAGUGGUGCUGGGCCUCUGAGCUGUCUGUGUGCCAUGGAGCCUGAGCUAGGAUCUGAAGCUGCUGGCACGGCCCAGCUGCCGCUGUGCACAGCCCAGCUGCCAGCACUGCCGGCCCAGCGUCGCCGUCCUCCGCGCCCCUCAACCCUGCACAUGGUGAUGGAGGCGCUGCGAGCGCUGCAGGCCCAGGGCCAGAGGAAGGGUGUCUCCGUGGUCGCCAUCAAGCGCUUCAUCCUCUGCAAGUACCCUUCCGUGGACCCCAUCCGCCUCAAGUACCUGCUGAAGCAGGCCCUAAGCAAGGGCCUGAGCUGCGGGGACCUGGUGCGACCCCACAACUCCUCCGCCAUGGGGGCCACCGGAAGCUUCAGGUUAGCCUCCAAGAUGCCGCAGAAGAGGCAGGCACCAGGCCAGGCAGAUGCCAACAGAGGACAAGCCCCAGAACUGGGACGGAAAGGGACCACCAAGACCCUCCGGGCCCCCACGGCAGGUGAAACACAGCCAGGCACCAAGGAGAAGAAGCUGGCAGUGGCCAAGAAGCCGGCAGCAGCCAGGAAGCUGAAGGCAAAGCUUGUGGAUGCCAAGCCACCAGCAGCAGGGAAGACCAGGAGUGAUGGAGCAAAGCCCUCACAAGCUGCUGGCCACCUUCAGACCCAGGGCAAAAGCUGCUCCAGGCCCCGUGUGGCUGCAGCUGUAAAGGAUACAGGACGGGACCACAACACCAACUCCAUGGGUGCUAGGGCCAAAGAGCCCCACAGAGCCCUGGCAGGACAGAGCAAGGGGAGGGCACCAAAGACAGCACAGAAAGACCCCCCUGAGGCUAAGGGGGGCCCAGGCAAGGCAAGGAAGCCCCAGGUGACCCCAGGAGCUGGCAAGGGGGAGAAGGCAGCCCCUAAAGCCACAGCCAGGAAGGGUCCAUAGAGGGCCCCAGGCAAACCCAUGCCCCAGCCCCACAUCCAGCUGGUGCCCGCCAUUGGAUCUGGGCCAGUUGUAGUCUGUAGGACAGGUUUUAAUCAUGUUCACCUGCUAAUAAAGCUGCUGCACUCCCUCAUGA